AUGGAUCAAUUGUAUUGCCCGCAUACUAACGAUGUUAGUGCCGUUCCUUCGCCUACUGGAGACUGCACGAACUCUCGCUGUGGCCAAUAUUACAAGGUUGCCGCAAACGAGACUUGCACGACCAUGACGGACAAAUCCAGCAUUUCUCGAAACAAUCUGUGGGUGACCUGUCUCUUUCUGGCAGGGAAGACCAAAGCUAACGGUGAUAGCCUUUUCCUGAAUCCGGAACUCUUCCAGAACUGCACAAAUCUUCUGGCCGACACCUACUACUGCGUGCAACUAGUGGGGUAUAUUGCGACGUACUUAGGCUACGGACAGUCGUUAAACUCCAAAGUGCCGUUUAACGGAACCCUUUCAACCUCGCUACCUAGCGAACCUCUAAUGGUCUGGCUAACUGGGUCCAGUCCGAUUAUCCCGCUUGCAAAUGGAACCCGCACAGACUGCACUCAGUAA
Molecule: messenger RNA, 453 nt
Organism: Penicillium expansum
Lineage: Eukaryota; Fungi; Ascomycota; Eurotiomycetes; Eurotiales; Aspergillaceae
Exons: 1
Coding region: 1-453 (150 amino acids)
Source: RefSeq, a predicted model, not a curated record